Messenger RNA from Fusarium venenatum, 1371 nucleotides. RefSeq lists its product as uncharacterized. NCBI's taxonomy places the organism in Eukaryota, Fungi, Ascomycota, Sordariomycetes, Hypocreales, Nectriaceae. Gene Ontology annotation, molecular function: protein phosphatase regulator activity. The record is from RefSeq and is a predicted model, not a curated record. Gene Ontology annotation, cellular component: cytoplasm; nucleus; protein phosphatase 4 complex.
AUGGAGGUUGAUAGUGAUAACGGACCCCUCAGCCAAUUCGCUGCGGGUGCGACUGUCGAGAAGGGUGUCUGGCCUUCGGUGCGCAGUGACAUAAUUACCAGACUUGACAAGAUCGCACAUAGCGACUUCCCGAUACCCAACCUACCACCGCCGCCUCCAGCGUACCAGCCUGUUUUAGAAUCGCGCAAGUCUCCGCCGCCCUCAUCACCCCAAGCCGAAUCUUCCCAGGAAACGAACAAGGUCGCUUCGACGACCGAGUCGCUUCCUGCCACACAACCUAUCGAGGGUGCAUUACCAAAGCAGUUGGCAGACAUGCUCAUCGACAUUACGAAACACCUCGAGACUUUCGAGACCCAUCCUCCCCACACUAUUCAACGACUCGCCGAACUGAUUCUACGGCCUAAAGCGCAUUAUAAGGCAGUUGCACCUUAUCUACACGCUGUCGACCGUGUUGUGCAAGUGACGUCAAGCACAAGCACAUAUCCUCUACCCCCGCCUAUUCCUGACAUGUCCUCGAUGCAUCUGAAUGGUGAAGAUCCAAAAGACCCUGCAGUAUCAGUCGCAUGGAGCAACCCAACAACGGCAGCGCUGGGCACAGAUGAAGCGCUUGGAGGCGCAUUGUUGACGCCAAUCCCGUGGUUGACGAGACGGAGUCCCGAGAGUUCACAAGACACACCUGGGGCGCAAAUUCACAGCGAGGGAACCGAGACCAUCGAGGGUCCCAACGGCGUAGGUAGCAUCGAGACCGUUUCUGUCAGUGUCAAUGGUAUUCACUCUACAGGGCAUGCGCGAGGAGUUACCCAGGGAGAACUCCUGCGCCAGGAACAACGUGCUGGUGUAGUACCCGUGAGCCAGCUAUCGCGAGCUCAAGAAGUCGCCCACGAAGGGGAGCGCAUGACAAUGGACGAGGAAGACGACGAAGAACCGCAAGAGGAGGAAGAGGAGAUGCCUCAUGCUAGAGGGCCUGAAGAGAUCGGCAUGAGCGACACCGGACCUCAAUCUACGACGACAAGUUUUAUGUCCGAAGGCGGCAUGGGAACGCAAGGAAUCGACGUGGAAGCAGCAGUUGGCAGGAAACACGACGAUGAUGAAGAGGUCAAGGAUGAUGUUGACGCCGAUGGCGAAGCUGCAGGCGAAAGCGAUGCCAAGAGCCCCAGCGCAGAGAGCGUUGGCACGAAACGAGAGGCAGAACAAGAUCUUGAAGCCGACGCCAACAAGAAGGUGAAGGAGGAAAAUGCUGAAGCUGAAGAAAACACCAACGGCGACGCCGUCGAUGUUACGACUGGAGCGAAAAACGAAGAUAACAACGAAGAAACAGCGAAAAACACAAAGAAAGAACACGAUCCUGACAAGAUGGAUACGGAACAGUAG